UGCCCACAACAUUGGAUACGUCCACAGCGCUGCGCGAUCGCGCCCAGAGCGCGCGCUUCGGGCUACUUGUGUUCCGUGCCACAUCGUAAAUCUCCUGUACGACGACGGCGUCGUCGACAGUAAUUGGUACUCAAGAUGGCAAGUGCGCCCAACAAGAAGAUCGUCGUCAAGGCGUCAGAUAUCCCCGAGCACAUGCAGCAGGAAGCAAUCAAGGUGGCCGUUGAGGCCAUCGAACGGCACAAGAUCUUGCGAGACGUCGCCGCUUUUAUCAAGACCGAAUUCGACCGCAAAUUCAUGCCUACCUGGCACUGCGUCGUCGGAAGGAGCUUCGGCUCGUACGUCACCUACGAGACGAAGCGGUUCACCUACUUCUAUGUCGGCCAGGUUGCCGUGCUUCUCUUCAAGGCUGGUUAGUCCGUCUAUACGAACCAGCGACAUGCUGCUGUCGGAACUGCCUGAGUAGACUUAAGUGCCCUGUGGUAUGCUGCUGGGGAGUGUGAAUAAAUCCUUUUCGUUGCGUGUG
Messenger RNA from Ornithodoros turicata, 523 nucleotides. RefSeq lists its product as uncharacterized. The transcript has a single exon. NCBI's taxonomy places the organism in Eukaryota, Metazoa, Arthropoda, Arachnida, Ixodida, Argasidae. Bases 136 to 414 code for a protein of 92 amino acids. Gene Ontology annotation, biological process: microtubule-based process. Gene Ontology annotation, molecular function: dynein intermediate chain binding. Gene Ontology annotation, cellular component: cytoplasmic dynein complex. The record is from RefSeq and is a predicted model, not a curated record.